This is a messenger RNA of Nycticebus coucang (slow loris), 1272 nucleotides long. RefSeq names its product melanocortin 5 receptor (gene MC5R). The record is from RefSeq and is a predicted model, not a curated record. NCBI's taxonomy places the organism in Eukaryota, Metazoa, Chordata, Mammalia, Primates, Lorisidae. The transcript has a single exon. Gene Ontology annotation, biological process: G protein-coupled receptor signaling pathway. Gene Ontology annotation, cellular component: membrane. The coding region runs from base 13 to 987 and encodes 324 amino acids. Gene Ontology annotation, molecular function: melanocortin receptor activity.
UUUUCUCCAGCAAUGAAUUCCUCAUUUCACCUGCAUUUCUUGGAUCUCAACCUGAAUGCUACAGAGGGCAACCUUUCAGACCCAAGUGCCAAAAACAAGUCUUCGCCAUGUGAAUAUACGGCCAUGGCUGUGGAGGUCUUUUUGACUCUGGGUCUUAUCAGCCUCUUGGAGAACAUCUUGGUCAUAGGUGCCAUUGUGAAGAAUAGGAACUUGCACUGUCCCAUGUACUUCUUCCUGUGUAGCCUUGCAGUGGCUGACCUGCUGGUGAGCAUGUCCAACGCCUGGGAGACCAUCACCAUCUACUUAAUAAACAACCAGCACCUGGUGAUAGCGGAGGCCUUUGUGCGUCACAUGGACAACGUGUUCGACUCCAUGAUCUGCAUCUCCGUGGUGGCUUCCAUGUGCAGUCUGCUGGCCAUUGCGGUGGACAGGUACGUCACCAUCUUUUAUGCCCUGCGCUACCACCACAUCAUGACGGCCAAGAGGUCCGGGGUGAUAAUCGCGGGCAUCUGGACCUUCUGCACGGGCUGCGGCACCAUCUUCAUCAUUUACUACGACUCCACUUACGUCGUCAUCUGCCUCAUCUCCCUGUUCUUCACCAUGCUGUUCCUCAUGGUGUCUCUGUACAUCCACAUGUUCCUGCUGGCCCGGACGCACGUCAAGCAGAUGGCAGCUCUGCCUGGACACAGUUCUGAGCGGCAGAGGACCAGCAUGACGGGGGCUGUCACCCUGGCCAUGCUGCUGGGCGUGUUCAUCGUGUGCUGGGCCCCGUUCUUCCUCCACCUCAUCCUCAUGAUUUCGUGCCCUCAGAACCUCUACUGCUCUUGUUUUAUGUCUCACUUCAACAUGUACCUUAUCCUCAUCAUGUGUAAUUCUGUGAUGGACCCCCUGAUAUACGCCUUCCGCAGCCAAGAGAUGCGGAAGACAUUUAAGGAGAUUAUCUGUUGCCGUGGCCUCCGGUCAGCCUGCGGGCUCUCGGGCAGGUAAUCACACAGCCUGCUCCUCUUCCUGCCCUUUCCUCCUUCGCUGAUGUCCCUGUGACAAGUCAUACAGCCGCAGCUAGUCGGCAAGGUCACUAGCAAUGGGAAGCCUCCUUCCCUUUUCCUCUCCCCCAGCUCAGACUUGGGCCCCAGAUCUGCGUGCAGCUCCUGGAGCCGGUUGUGUCAAACUCACUGAUGUUGCUAAUCCAUUCAGGGAGUGGCUUGUGACAAUUCCUUACUGUCCUUUUCUCAUCCUACUGUUUCUUCUGCUCCCACCCAUUUCUGGGGGUCC